AUGGAGCCGCCCUGGGAGCUGGAGCUGGAGCUGCGGCGGCACAUCGAGAGCUGCGCGUGCACCUGCGACCACAUGGGCUACGGCAACUACAUGGACUACCGCGCUCCCGCGGCGCACGCCUGCCUGUGCCGCGCGCUCACCUCGCCGCACGCCCACGCGGCAGUUCCAGAAGGAAUGACCUUUCCUGGUUCACUGCCGGAUGUGGCGGAGCGGUGUGGCCGCUGGGCGCCCGACUCCCUGUCGGCCUCCGCCUCGGGCAGCUCCGACGAGAAGCCGACACCGCGACGGCCGCGCUGGCGCAUCGCGCUUGCAGCGCUCGUCGUGCUGGCGGCGCUCGGCGCUGCACUGGGCCUACCACUGGCCCUGGGCGGCGGCGGCCGCGCCACUCCGGAACAACGCCUCGUCACCAUACGCCGCAUGUUACGAGACUCACCCCUUAUUGAUGGACAUAAUGACUUAGCGUGGAACGUUAGAAAAUUUCUUCAUAAUAAAAUAAACGACUUCAAUCUCUCUGCCGGCCUCGAGGGCCUCGAGCCGUGGGCGCGCUCGCGCUGGUCGCACACGGAUAUUCCGCGGCUCAGGCUCGGCCAGGUCGGUGCGCAGUUUUGGUCGGCGUACGUGCCCUGCGGCGCCAAAGACCGCGACGCCGUCCAACUCGCUCUCGAACAGAUGGACGUUAUCAAGCGGAUAGUAGAAAUGAAUGCAGCUCACCUUGCCCUGGUUACCGAAGCCUCAGAGUUAUUAGAUGCUCAUAGAGAGGGGAGAAUUGCAUCUUUAAUCGGCGUCGAAGGUGGACAUGCUCUGGGUGACUCGCUUGCAGUAUUACGCGCGUUUUACCAACUGGGCGCUCGAUACCUGACAGUGACGCACACGUGUGAUAAUAGAUGGGCGCGCGCCGCUGGCACUCCGGGUGGACUCACUGAGUUCGGUCGCGCCGUCGUUCGAGAAAUGAAUCGCCUCGGAAUGAUCGUAGAUCUCUCGCACGCCGGCGAGGAGACGGCGCUGGACGCCAUCGAAACGUCACGCGCACCAGUGGUCUUUUCGCAUUCUGGUGCCGCUGCGAUUUGCAAUUCGACGAGAAAUGUUCCGGACGAGCUCCUGCGUAAGAUCGCCGCUAACGGUGGCGUUGUGAUGAUAAAUUUUUAUGCAAAAUUAGUAACGUGUGGCGAACGUGCGACGGUCGAGGACGUGGUGACUCAUAUCAAUCACGUGCGGAAGGUGGCGGGCGUCGAACACGUGGGCCUAGGCGCGGGUUACGACGGUAUCGACGCGCCGCCCGAGGGGCUGGAAGACGUGUCGCGCUACCCUCACCUCCUGGCCGAGCUGCUGCGCGAUCCCGAUUGGAGCGAGGAAGACGUGCGCAAGGUGGCGGGUCUCAAUGUGAUACGUGUUCUGCGACACGUGGAGCGCGUGCGCGACGAGUGGCGGCGUGCCGCCGUGCUGCCAGGGGAGCAGGCGGCUGGUGCGCGCCGCGGCGAAUGCGUGUACGGACCCGCGUGA
Papilio polytes (common Mormon) is the source of this 1500-nucleotide messenger RNA. RefSeq names its product dipeptidase 1-like. The transcript is spliced from 2 exons. The record is from RefSeq and is a predicted model, not a curated record. Gene Ontology annotation, molecular function: metallodipeptidase activity. The coding region runs from base 1 to 1500 and encodes 499 amino acids. Gene Ontology annotation, biological process: proteolysis. Lineage: Eukaryota; Metazoa; Arthropoda; Insecta; Lepidoptera; Papilionidae.